Molecule: messenger RNA, 2699 nt
Organism: Haliotis rubra (blacklip abalone)
Lineage: Eukaryota; Metazoa; Mollusca; Gastropoda; Lepetellida; Haliotidae
Product: protein FAM221B-like
Exons: 8
Coding region: 425-1399 (324 amino acids)
Source: RefSeq, a predicted model, not a curated record
AGUGAACGACGGAGUCCGUGGUGUUUUUACGUAUACAGUAUACAUUGCAAAUCUUGGCUAUAGCCUCCUUUUGCUGUUAUUUAAAAUGGGUGCUUUACCAUCAACAUUGAUCCGCACAUGAAAAUAUCAAAUACGUUCCUUUUUCUUAUGUUCCGGGAAGAUAUGACCAUCGCUAAUAUUUAUUCGUUUCCAUGACCAUACAUUUUGAGAGCAUCACAGACAUAGUCGGGGCAAAGAAAUAAAAGUAAUUGUAAUUAAAUUGUCAUUAGACACAAACAGAAUAAUCAUUAGAUAGUGACAUAUUCAUAACUAAACCUUGUCAAAAGGGACUUGUUUGUUUAAACCCAGGACAAGUUUGCUUAUGCAGUUAUGUUCUUCAUGUAACAAUCACUUUUAGAAAAUCCAUGAAACCUUUUAUGACAAGAUGAAGAAAACCACAGGAGGAGCACCCAAAUCAAAAUCUAGUGGUUCACCGGCACCUGCUGGGACCAAGAAAGGCGAGGCUACUGGAGUAGGGCGGGGCAGGCAAACCCCUACCUCUAAGGCAGUGGUACCUAGAGGAAGUCGAGCCAUGGCACCGAUGAAGAUGACAAAACAAGAUGGCAUCCUGGUACCAGAAGGUUAUACCAUGAGGAAAAUCGAACCAGCCAAAAACUAUGAUGUUGUGUCAUUCGCCCGUGCGAUGAAUGAUGACUUUGCCCCUCGACUGAAGAAGUUGUUUGACCCUGAAACUGAGGCUGCAGUGGAGGCUCAGAAAACUGGUAUCUAUAUUGGCUGGCGAUGUCCGGAGUUCAAGCAUGACUGUCAGCGAAUCAACAAGAUGUCCAAAUGUUUCUGUAGUCAUUUGUUGGGGGAACAUGACAAGUAUACAGGGCACAGUGUACGGGUCCCUUGUAAGCAAUCGGGCUGUCCUUGUAAAGCUUUUGCAUGGGUUCCAUCUCGCCCAGAGGACAUUGGAGAAUUCUGGUUCCAGCGGCGUAGAGACUUCGAUGUGACAACCUGGCGAUGUAAAUGUAAAUGUAAACACACCCAUGAGGAGCAUGAUCCUAACGGCCUCCACAGAUGCAAAAACAGAGGAUGUUCUUGUGGUGGAUUCUUUUCAAACUUUUUAUGUGCGGCCUGUGAUAAGCAUUGGGAAAAUCAUGAAACAUUCUUUGAGACAGAAGAUAUGCGAAGAGAGAAGGGUUUGCCAAUAGGGGAGAUGUACCUGCCGUUUGCGGAGAUGCCAAACCUGCGCAAUAUAACCCUGACUGGUGAGGAGCAUGACGACAGUCGCUACCUUGCAUUAACCCAAGGGGAAGGUUCCAUCCCGCAGACACGACGACCAGUCGGAAAUGAUGCUGCUGUCAGCUUUGGUGGGGGUGGGGGUAGGGCUGGAUUUAAGCCAGUCUAUGAUUAAAUCUGUGCUGAUAAUGAGUGGCCAGUAAAGUUCUGGAAUCUCAGAUAUAUUACAAGUGUGCUGUAUAUCAAGAUCAUAAUCAGUCUUACCUAUCUGUAUGUUAGGUAGUGCAAUCUUGUUCCUUGUUCUAAAUACACAUGUGAAGUAUAAAGUACCUAUAUAAAUAGAUCAUGAUCUUGAUAUGAACAUAUGUAUUGGUUCUGUUUAGUGCAAUAAUUGAUUUCUAUUUAAAUAUCCCAAGGUAAGAAAUGUUUAGAUUUAAUUUUUUAACACUAUACAGCCUAUGUACUUAAUUGCUGUUUUCUUUCAUUACUGAAAUAUGCAACUGAACUAAACACACCAAAGUGACAAUUCAUUAUUCUGUAACAAACUUGUUAAACUGAAUAUGCACAGGUAGUUUGAAGAUAUAACAUAUAUAUUUAGGAAUAGAUGUGCCUUGUUUAGGAAUGUGUUUUUAUAUCGGUCUUCAUGACAUUCCAGUACGCUGUCGUUCUAUAACACUCUCCACAUUUAUCUCUACCAGUAAAUUAAGAGAUACUGCUUCCCCCAUUACUGGCUUGUGUAUGUUGUUUUAGAGACUUGUUCCAGUUUUUGUCAUGAAGUUUAUGGUUUCUGUAUUCAGGAAUGUUGUUAUUGGAUAUUUUAUGUUAUUUUGUCCAGAAGAAUGUCUUUUCUUGAUCUCACUGCUGUCAAAUGCUUACUGUUGCUAACAAUUAUAUAAAACAAUCCAAACACUGGACAUUCAGAACCACAGAAAACAUCCAAGGUACUUUUCUGAAAGGGUAUAUAUUUGGAAAGUCACACCAUGCCGUGUUUACUUAGUCUUUAGAUAAAACUGUUAUGACUCAUGCUAUAUAUUUUAAAAGUUCAAUUAAAAACAAUAAUAACAAAAACUGACAAUAUUAUUUAAAAAAUAAAUAUUGACUGUAGAUUAAUGGAAUAUUGAUAAUGUUAAGAAAUUUAAACAAUAAGGAGAUUAGAGGUGAAUAUGUGUAACUCAUUAUUGUCUCAUGUUUUGGUUGAAAUAUAUCCGAGUAGGCUAUAACAGUAAACGAAACUGAUAUGGCUUAAAGAAGCCACUGAUUCCAUAUUGUGAUUUCCUCCCAGCAAGUACUUGUGUUAAGUCCACUGAUUGUGGUGAAGCUGUAGCAAGAACUGUGAUAUAUUCUAUAUUUGUUACACACAGGUGUAUAGCUGAUGUAUUGGAUUUGUAUGUACACUGCUUAAAAGCACCAAGAUAUUUUAUCAAGUCCUUAUCUUUUGAUUGAAUAAACAACUGGGGUCACCCUGUUUAUGUUCA